CGAAAAGAAUCAUGGCGUCGGGCGAGGAGCAACUUUGUCGAGUGAGAGAGGAGACUGAGCGACAACGACAGCCCUUUAUAGCUCGAACGUCACGUGACCAAACACGGAACCCAGACGUCCAUAAAGAAGAGCUUCCCCUUCGGUGUGGGAGUCCCAGUUUGGAACGGGUGGAUGCACAGCCCCUCCAUAUUAAAGACGAAGAGGAAGAGGAGGAGGCUGACAUCAGCAAGUUGCCACUGAUCAUCGUCGUCGUGAAGGACGAAGACGACAAACCACCCCAAAUGCCGCAGCUUCAUCUUCACGGUCCAAAUCGUGGAGGAGCGCCAUCAGACGACCUCUUAGCUCCACUGUCAUGCAGCGACGACAUAGAAGAACCUUCAAGGAGCGACACCGACUGUCGAGUUGAUGACAAACUGUUGAAAAGCUCUGAAAAGGACACAACUAUGAACAAGAAAACUUCUCCAACACGCAGGAGAAUGUGUGCACGUAAAGAACAUUUCAGCUGCUCAGUUUGUGGUAAAAAAGCCACCAAAAAAUCCAACCUGGUAAAACACAUGAAAAUACACACGGGAGAGAAACCCUUCUGUUGCUCAGUUUGCGGUAAAACAUUCUUUCAAAAGGAAAACAUGGUAAAACACAUGAGAACACACAUGGGAGAAAAACCCUUUAGUUGCUCAACUUGUGGAAAAACAUUCUCUCGAAAGGACUCGGUGAAGUCACACAUGAGAGUACACACGGGAGAAAAACCUUUCGGUUGCUCACUUUGUGAUAAACGAUUCUCUCAUAAGGAAAGUUUGGUAGCGCACAUGAGAACGCACACUGGGGAAAAACCAUUUCGUUGCUCAGUUUGCGGUAAAGUGUUCUCUGUUAAGUCGGAUAUGGUCAUACAUGUGAGAAUACACACGGGAGAAAAGCCCUUCAGUUGCUCAGUUUGCAGUAAAACAUUCAUUCAAAGGGCAAAUAUGAUUAAACACAUGCGAAUACACACAGGCGAAAAGCCUUUUAGUUGUUCAGUUUGUGCUAAAGCUUUCACUCAAAAGUCCGACAUGGUUCGACACAUGAGAAUACACACGGGGGAAAAACCCUAUCGUUGUUCAAUUUGUGGUCGGAGUUAUGCUCACCGGGAAAGUUUGGCUGUACACACACGUACGCACAACAAAGGGACAACAAUUGUUUGACGGCAAUUCUGUGCAAUACCGUAACUGCGGAAUUGUAAAACCUUCCCAAGGGACUGGCAAGGGAAUAUCAAAUAAAUUGUGAAUUAAAACA
Messenger RNA from Hippocampus comes (tiger tail seahorse), 1269 nucleotides. RefSeq names its product gastrula zinc finger protein XlCGF8.2DB-like. Lineage: Eukaryota; Metazoa; Chordata; Actinopteri; Syngnathiformes; Syngnathidae. The record is from RefSeq and is a predicted model, not a curated record. The transcript is spliced from 2 exons. The coding region runs from base 12 to 1178 and encodes 388 amino acids.